AUGGGACACCCUGAGGAUAUCCCUGUCGCGACCGCGUCGGUUGAUGUGGAGUCUAAGAAUGCAUUAGCGGCGGGAAAGGCUGAUGCGGCGUUGGAAUUCCUUCACAAAGAAGACAAUGGAGUGUCUGUCAAUGUUGAUGAGAAGUUACUCGUGCGAAAGAUUGACUGGAUGAUCAUCCCUUUGAUGUGGGCUGCGUAUAAUUUGCAGUAUCUGGAUAAGGUGCUCAUUAACUAUGCCUCCGUGAUGGGUCUAUUGAGCGACACCAACAUGAAGACGAAUCAGUACUCCAAUCUAACGCUAGCCUUUUACUGCACUUACUUGGUCUUUGAGCUUCCCACGGGCUUUUUAAUGCAACGGUUGCCCACAGCGAAGUAUCUGGGUUUCAAUGUGGCGAUAUGGGGUCUCAUGACAACUUUGAACUGCACUGCAAAGAACUUUGGCGGUUUGAUGACCUUGCGAGUCCUGUUGGGCUGCUUUGAGAGUGCAAUUGCUCCAGCUCUCAUCCUAAUCACCUCUAUGUGGUACAAGCGAAAUGAGCAACCCAAACGCUUCGGGAUAUGGUACCUCGGCACUGGAACUGCCUCCAUGAUGGGGGCCCUAGUGGCAUACGGCCUCCUCUUCUAUACCGAUGACAAAUUCAAAUCAUGGCAGAUCAUGUUCCUCAUUUUCGGUCUUAUCACUAUCGCUGUUGGGAUCAGCAUCUUCAUCUUCCUUCCUGAUAACCCCAUGACAUCUCGCCUCACACACGAAGAGAAGAUCAUAGCCAUCGAACGUCUACGCGAGAACCAAACCGGCAUCGAGAAUAAACACUUCAAACGGUCUCAAUUUGUCGAGGUAUUCAGAGACCCACAAACUUAUCUCAUCGUCGUUAUCGUAACGGCAAUGGAUGUACCCAAUGCCGCAAUCAGCAGCUUCACCUCGUUGAUCAUUAAGAACAUUGGCUUCACAACCAAGCAGACCGAGCUCCUGAAUAUCCCAAACGGAGCCGUCAGCAUCGUCGCUAUCCUGCUUGCAACACAGACAGCCUCCCGAUACGACCAGCGUUGUCUCUGCAUCACCGCUGCACUACUUUGUAGUCUCCUGGGUAGCUGCCUUCUUGCCUUUUCGCCCACGGAUAUGAAAGCUGCCCAACUGGCGGGAAGCUACUUGAUUCAGGUGGUGGGCUCUGCUUUGCCAUUGAUGUACUCGCUUGUCGGCGCCAAUGUCGCGGGUCAUACGAAGAAAGUGUCUAUGAAUGCUAUCCUGCUUAUGUCUUUCUGUUUGGGUAAUAUUCUCGGUCCACUGACCUUCCGAACGGAGGAUGCGCCGAACUAUAUCCCUGCGAAGAUUAGCAUUGUGGCGACCAUUGCGGUGGCAAUUGUCGCUUCUCUUCUGCUGCGGUACUACUAUAUUUGGGAAAAUCGUCGGAGGGAUCAACGAAAUGAGGAGGAGGUUCGCCAGGAGGAUUCGGGAUUCUUGGAUAUGACGGACCGGAAUAACAGACAAUUCCGCUAUAAAUAUUGA
Penicillium pulvis is the source of this 1503-nucleotide messenger RNA. Its product is annotated as putative MFS transporter. NCBI's taxonomy places the organism in Eukaryota, Fungi, Ascomycota, Eurotiomycetes, Eurotiales, Aspergillaceae. The transcript is spliced from 6 exons. The record is from RefSeq and is a predicted model, not a curated record. Gene Ontology annotation, cellular component: membrane. The coding region runs from base 1 to 1503 and encodes 500 amino acids. Gene Ontology annotation, molecular function: transmembrane transporter activity. Gene Ontology annotation, biological process: transmembrane transport.